AUGGUUCGCCUGAUUACGCACAACCUCCUUGCGUGUCACGCCAAAGGUUGCACCUCCAACAACUUUCCUUUACAGUUCAAGGAUGUGCAAAUCGUUGUCCGCGAAAGCGAAUUCAAUCCCGAUUUCUUGCGAGGAUUCAUACCAAAAAUAGAGUGGCCCGCACUUGUUUCUUCGUCCAGAGAGCUUGGGGACACUUCCUUAUCCGAUCAAUUACCCGAGAUGUUGGACGACGCUUUCUUGAAAACGCUCCAUCGCGUAUUGUUCGAGAUACACGUUGAGGAAGGUGUCAUGAUUUGCCCGAAUUGCAGUCAUCACUAUCCCAUCUCGAACGGCAUCCCAAAUAUGGCAAGUUCUGUUACCUUAUUAAUACGAGGCCUGCCUUACCUUGCUAGCUCUUGGCUGAACAUGAAAUUGGCUAACGAUCUAAAAAUUUCGUGA
Messenger RNA from Mycena indigotica, 438 nucleotides. RefSeq lists its product as uncharacterized. Gene Ontology annotation, molecular function: protein heterodimerization activity. The transcript has 3 exons. Lineage: Eukaryota; Fungi; Basidiomycota; Agaricomycetes; Agaricales; Mycenaceae. The record is from RefSeq and is a predicted model, not a curated record. Gene Ontology annotation, biological process: rRNA (guanine-N7)-methylation; tRNA methylation; peptidyl-glutamine methylation. The coding region runs from base 1 to 438 and encodes 145 amino acids.